CCGUACAGGAUACGAAGCAUGCUUGUGUUCAUUUCUUGACGCGCGAGCAUCGCAAGUGAGUUUAAUCCACAGGAUUCUGAUUCGUACGUCGUCUCUAAAAGUCCUCCUCACCUCGUGUCAUCAUGACCAAAAAUAAACUGGGCUCCUUCGGGAAGAUGCUGAUGAGACGUCGUGUGGUGGACAGCAGUCAGGGUGAAUCCCGCUUCUCUCGAUGUCUUACCACGCUGGACCUCACAGCCCUAGGUGUGGGAGCAACACUGGGUGCGGGUGUUUAUGUCCUGGCUGGGGAAGUGGCCAAAGAAAAGGCUGGACCUGCCAUAGUGCUUUCAUUCCUCAUUGCAGCCCUGUCUUCAGUUCUCGCCGGUCUGUGCUACGCUGAAUUCGGUGCACGGGUUCCCAAAACAGGAUCUGCUUACCUGUACAGCUAUGUCACAGUGGGUGAAAUAUGGGCCUUCAUCACGGGAUGGAACCUGAUUCUGUCGUAUGUGAUAGGCACUGCUAGUGUGGCAAGAGCUUGGAGUUCAACUUUUGACAGUCUGGUGGAAAAAAAGAUCUCUGGUUUCUUUAAAGGCUCAAUGUCUUUUCCAGACACUGGAAAAGUGUUGGCUGACUAUCCAGACCUUUUCGCUCUUAUUCUGGUCAUGCUACUGACUGGAUUAUUGGCAUUCGGAGUAAGUGAGUCUGCACUUGUCAACAAGAUCUUCACAGUAGUCAACCUGGUGGUUCUAGCAUUUGUCAUCAUAUCAGGCUUCGUGAAAGGCAACACUGCCAACUGGAAUCUUACUAAGGAGGAUUUUAUUAACAGCACCAACCAGUCGAUAUCAGAACAAGAAAUCGAGGAAAGAUUUGGCUCGGGCGGCUUUGCUCCAUUCGGUCUAACCGGAAUCCUUUCAGGUGCUGCCACAUGCUUCUAUGCCUUUGUGGGUUUUGACUGCAUCGCUACUACGAGCGAGGAGGCCAUAAACCCUAUGCGUUCCAUCCCAAUAGGGAUAGUUGCCUCGCUGCUCAUCUGCUUUGUUGCAUACUUUGGAGUCUCAGCAGCUCUUACCCUCAUGAUUCCCUAUUACCUGUUGGACGAUAAGAGUCCGCUUCCCAAAGCUUUCAGCUAUAUACAGUGGGACCCUGCACGCUAUUUAGUGGCUGUGGGUUCCCUAUGUGCUCUUUCCACCAGCUUAUUGGGCUCCAUGUUCCCUAUGCCUCGUGUGAUUUACGCUAUGGCUGAGGAUGGUUUGCUCUUCCGUUCCCUCUCCCGCAUAAACAAGAAAACAAAGACACCUGUGUUGGCCACCAUCGUGUCUGGCAUAGUGGCAGCUUUGAUGGCUUUCCUGUUUGAACUCGAUGCCUUAGUGGACUUGAUGUCCAUUGGGACCCUGCUUGCCUACACUCUCGUCGCUGUGUGCAUACUCAUUCUCCGAUAUCAGCCAGGCACUCUUGGCUCAAGAGGUGUGGACCGGAGGCAAAUGGAGAUACAGCGGCUGGAAGCAAAAGGAGCCAUGGCAGAUGUGGAUAGUGGAGAUGAGUCUGGCCAGGAGCUAGAGACAACACCACUUAAAGAGAAGUUUCUCAUCAGGCUGCUAGUGCAGCCUAGCUGUGACGUGCCAAAUAUGACGUCGGGCUUGAUUGUUUAUUCUGCAACUGGCAUCAUCUCUGUGCUUUUCACACUUCUGUGUGUGGUGCUGUCGGUGUGUGGAGAGAAAGUGGGGAACGGCAGCCCUGUUCAUAUUACUGUGGUUGUUGUGCUAACUCUUCUGUCCUGCAUCUGCAUCUUUAUUAUUUGGAGACAGCCCCAGAGCAAAGAAGUUCUCACCUUUAAGGUUCCCUUUCUCCCCUUGCUGCCUUUGGUCAGUAUGUUUGUAAAUAUUUACCUCAUGAUGCUAUUCAACAGAUAUACGUGGUUGCGUUUCACCGUUUGGAUGGUUAUUGGUUUUCUUAUUUAUUUUGCCUAUGGUAUAUGGAACAGCUCGGAAGGUCUUUAUAAUUCUCCACAAAAACUUGAGCCAAUUCUGAAAGGAAAAAGACCCAUCUAUCUGAAUGAAGAUGAGAGUGAAAUUGAGGGCGGUACGCCCUAGGAAGAAAAACUGGAUUAUUCUGGCAGCCAUGUUACAACCAGUUUUGUUACAUGCAGCAGUUUCACAUGUGCAACUUAUGUUUUAUCUGAAGUCUGCUUUGAAAACUGAAAAAGAGGGUUUUUGUACAGUACGUCAACUGUAUAUUAUUUCUAAUUGUUUACCCUGUGUCAGUGUAUAAUGCUACUGUAACAAACUAGUGUGAACAGUAUUUGAUCUAGUCUUACAAGGUCUUAUGUGGAAGUAUUUUAUCUGUUACCAGAUCAUAGGUGGGGCAGAACUGUUGUGUGCAGGGUGUUUUUCUGCCUGUGGGUGUUUCUGGUCAUUUAAGUUGACUCUUGUCCCAUAGUGAAUGGGAUUGUGUUCAGGAAAGAUACUUUGGGAAAGUAGGGUGAAUUCAAUUUGAGGUCAAAAAGUGAAUUCACUUUAUAUUUAGUAAAACAAUGUGUUGUUUGUUUUGAUUUCAAAACGUCUACGUAAUUCAUUUUUUAAACUUGACAUGACUGGAGAAAAGAGUAGAUGAAAAUAUAUAUUUAGAACUGCAAUUUUGCCAGGAGUUUUCUAUUUGCAAAAGUAUAUUCUUUAUUUUUGUGAUGUAUUUUUGUGAUGAUGUAUAGGCUCUAUGUAUUUAUGUACCAGUGGGAGGAAAUACUUGACAUUAUCUCGUUGACAUUAACUUAAUAUUUUUUUACUUGGGUGAUGAACUUUGGUUACAGUUUUCCUUUUAUCAUCAGAAUCUUAGCGCUUUUAUUUCAGAUGAUAAUUGUUAUCUUAAGAUAACAGUUUGUGUAGUUUUCAUAAUGUUUUUUGUAAAAACAUUGGACUAUACAUUUUCAUUAUGAAAAGGUGGUCAUGGUAGAGUUUACAUCGUACAUGAGAUUAUGACAAUUUACUGUUUUUUUACCGGGUCAUGAUAUUUUCAUUACAUGAACAUUAAAGCAGAAUGUAUCAAUUUAUUUUACAUAUCUUAAUUCAUUGCGAUUUGCUGGCUCUGUAAAAUUUUACAGUUAAUGUUUAAGUAAUGCUGCUAACCAGUCAAUUAAAACCAUAUCUGUUACAAGCUGGAUCCUGUGCUUUCCUGAGGCUCAGUGGUUGAGCACAGCGCCAAGGUCAUAGGUUCGAUCACAGGGGAUUGCACAUACUAAAACAAAUGCAAUGUAAGUCCAUUUGGAUAAAAGCGUCUGCCAAAUGCAUAAAUGUGAAUGUUACACAUAUUUAUCAUUCAGUUGUAGGCCUUUUAUCCUUUAAGGGAGUCAGCCUUCUACCUGGAUAGCACAAGAAUAAUUUUCUACUUCAGUGAUGUUUACAUGGCUUACUACUAUUCAUUUUUCAGAAGUAUUGUUAUUACGCUAAUGGAACAUGCAUAUUUGUUUAAUCUAUUGUAUGUUCAAUUUUUAUGUGCAUUUUUGUAAAUAGCCUAAAUGUGCC
Molecule: messenger RNA, 3494 nt
Organism: Triplophysa dalaica
Lineage: Eukaryota; Metazoa; Chordata; Actinopteri; Cypriniformes; Nemacheilidae
Gene: slc7a3b
Product: solute carrier family 7 member 3b
Exons: 12
Coding region: 123-2069 (648 amino acids)
Biological process (GO): amino acid transport; transmembrane transport
Cellular component (GO): plasma membrane
Molecular function (GO): amino acid transmembrane transporter activity
Source: RefSeq, a predicted model, not a curated record